This is a messenger RNA of Lactuca sativa (garden lettuce), 2478 nucleotides long. Its product is annotated as mitogen-activated protein kinase 15. Gene Ontology annotation, biological process: protein phosphorylation. Lineage: Eukaryota; Viridiplantae; Streptophyta; Magnoliopsida; Asterales; Asteraceae. The record is from RefSeq and is a predicted model, not a curated record. Gene Ontology annotation, molecular function: MAP kinase activity; ATP binding.
AACCCCCCUUCACAUAUCCCAUUUCUCUCCUCUCUCUCUCUCUCUCUCUCUCUCACGUCAGCCACCACCACCCACCGCCAGAUCUUCAAAUCGAAAAGCAUCUCCUCUAUCUCUUCGGCCACCGAUUCAGCAUUUUUCAGCAGCUGAUUGCAAAAUUCAGUGGUUGAACGUUUGCUUGUGUCGAAGAAGAUAGUGGAGGUGCCAAGCUUUUUUCAGUUCACGGUGGCGGUGGCGUUCGACUUCUAGGUUUAGGGUUUCCCUGAAUUGGAUGAGUAAGGUGGUGGUGGUGGUUUCUUUCUUUGUUUCCAGAGAGAUUUUAGAUUGUGUUAGGGGAGAGUGUGGUUUGGUCAUUCAUAGUCGCGGUAGGUGGGAUAAAUGUGGCUGAUUUAAUUAUUCCUUUCCCAAUUCCGGCAUCAAUCGCUACUACCCUUUUGUUCUCGUUAGGUUUUCUUUGAUUUUCUCUACUAUUCCGUUAGUUUGUGGGGUUCUCUUGAUCUGAUUUCCAGAAACAGGAAUUACACCUUGUGAGAUCAAUCUCAAUUUUCGGACGAUUACGAUGCAACAAGAUCCGCGCAGAAAGAAUCCAAAAGAGGUUGAAUUCUUCACGGAGUAUGGUGAAUCAAAUCGAUACAAAAUUUUGGAGAUCAUAGGGAAGGGAAGUUAUGGAGUCGUUUGUUCAGCUAUCGACACACACACCGGGGAAAAGGUUGCAAUCAAGAAAAUAACCGACAUAUUUGAUCAUGCAUCCGAUGCUAUUCGAAUUCUGCGUGAAAUCAAAUUGCUAAGGCUAUUAAGGCAUCCUGAUAUUGUUGAAAUUAAACGGAUCAUGUUACCACCAUCAAGACGAGCCUUUAAAGAUAUUUAUGUAGUAUUUGAACUCAUGGAAUCCGAUCUUCACCAAGUUAUAAAAGCCAAUGAUGACUUGACACAUGAACACCAUCGUUUUUUCCUCUAUCAAAUGCUACGAGCUUUGAAGUAUAUGCAUACAGCAAAUGUUUAUCAUCGAGAUCUUAAACCGAAGAACAUAUUAGCAAAUGCAAAUUGUAAGCUCAAAAUAUGCGAUUUUGGAUUAGCUAGAGUUGCAUUUAAUGAUGCCCCACAAGCCGUUCUUUGGACAGAUUACGUGGCAACAAGAUGGUACAGAGCACCCGAGCUAUGUGGAUCAUUUUCUUCAAAGUAUACUCCAGCUAUUGAUAUAUGGAGCAUAGGGUGUAUUUUUGCAGAAGUAUUGACAGGAAAACCACUUUUCCCUGGUAAAAGUGUUGUUCAUCAGUUGGAAUUUAUAACCGAUCUUCUCGGGACACCAUCAGCAGAUACAAUUUCUGGAGUUCGUAAUGACAAGGCAAGAAAGUACUUAAUGGACAUGCGUAAAAAGCAACCCGUUCCAUUUUCACAAAAAUUCAUAAACAUCGACCCUUUAGCCCUUCGCCUCUUACAAAGAAUGUUAGCAUUUGAUCCAAAAGAUCGCCCAACUUCCGAAGAGGCUUUAGCGGAUACGUAUUUCAAGGGGUUGGCUAAAUUAGAACGCGAGCCUUCGUGUCAAUCAAUCUCAAAGAUGGAGUUUGAAUUUGAGAGGCGAAGGGUUACAAAAGAGGACAUUCGGGAAUUAAUAUUUCGAGAAAUUCUUGAGUAUCAUCCUCAAUUGCUAAAAGAUUAUAUGGCGGGAAACGAAAACACAAAUUUUCAUUAUCCAAGUGCUAUCGGUCAAUUUCGUAGGCAAUUCGCGUAUUUAGAGGAAAACGGUGGGAAAAGUGGGCCCGCUAUGCCUCUAGACCGAAAACACACAUCCCUACCAAGAUCUUCGGUUAAUUCAAGCAUGAUUGCUUCUAGACCGCAACAAAACACAGUGUCAUUUGACAAUAGACGAGUAAUAGAUAACACAAUCACUAGCACUAGCAGUAGAGUAACCGAUACUCCGGGAAACGUGCCACCUUACAAGGCGGCCGCCUCCACUACUCGACCGCCACCCAAGAUGCCAACGCCCACCAUCGGUAAUCAAGGAAGAGGGAUAGGGCCGGCGUUACCUUAUGAAGAAGUGUACGACCCGCGGGUCAUGGUUAAAAAUACGGUUGCACCACAAUAUGUAUAUAUGACAACAAACGGGCCGGAACCCGUUAGGGACCCAAUGGGUCCAAGCCCACACCCAUACCAACAACCAAAAUUGAGUGGGGGGAUUGUGAUCGACCUAAAUAGUAACCCGUAUUACACCCAACCACCACAUGGGCACCAUGUGGUGCACACACAUGGACAUGAGGUGCACCCUCAGGGUCAAACACAGUUCGGUCAUGGUCAUGGUCAUGGUCAUGUAACCGCUAAUGCGGCUCAUACUGUUGUUCAAAUCGGACUUUCUUGAAACAUGUUUUAUAUUUGGGUCGGGUCGGGUUAUGGUAACUUGGAAAUGGUGUUUAGUUGCUAGUUUCUUGUCUUGUAAAUGAUGAACUCCUUUUAGUGAUGAAAAAUGAAAGAGUGGUUUUGUUA